AAAUAUGAAGUAAUAAUCUUUGGGGUAAUUUCGAGCAUUACUAGAACUUCUGUCUCUUAUUUUCUCCUUAAAACCAUAUAAUUUUAACAAAAUUUCGAAGCUUGUUACUCAAAAUGAUCAUUUCUCACAUUAUGACGAGUUCAGAAAUCAAUACCCCUAAAUUUUUAAUUCAGAAACCAAAACUUCAUUAAACCAAAAUUUGAAGACGAAUAUCGAAUUUUCUCUUUACUAUUCUCUCUCCCCUCCUCUCUUUCUAUAUAAAGGCUAUUUUCUUAUUUCUCUAUCCCAUCUCUCUCAUCUCUUUCUUGAGUUUCUGAGUCUCUGGAAGACCUCUGAGUUGGGUUUGUAUUUUGGAAUUUUGAUAUGGAGAGCCAGUACAUUGGGAGCACUAGUGGGAUGGAACAGCAGAAGGAAGUGAAGAUAGCAAACCAAAGAGGAGGUGUGACACGUGAGUCGAUUCUGAGGAUUUUGGCCUUGGUGCUAACUCUUACGGCUUCUAUUGUCCUUGGAGUCGGUAAGCAAACCGAAAUUGUAUCGAUAAAGCUCAUCCCAACCUUGCCUCCUAUUGAUGUUCCUGCUACGGCUAAGUGGCAUUACUUAUCUGCUUUUGUGUACCUUGUGGUAGCAGAUGCCAUAGCAUGCACAUAUGCAGCAUUUUCCCUAGUCCUUUCUUUUGCGAAUCGGGGCACGAAGAAUAAGUUAGGGCUGGUGAUCAUCGUGCUCGAUCUGUCAAUGGUGGCGUUGCUCUUUUCCGCCAUUGGAUCUGCCGGGGCAAUUGGCCUAAUGGGGUAUCAAGGGAAUACACAUGUGCAGUGGAACAAGGUCUGCAACGUUUUCGGAAAAUUCUGCCACCAAGUCGCAGCCUCCACCGCUCUGUCCUUCCUUGGAUCUUUGGCAUUCUUCUUCCUAGUUGUGCUUGCUGUUCUAGGCCAUAGCAGGAGGUCUAUGUAGAAUAAUCGUCUGCUCGGAACCCUCUAAUUUACAAUGCCUGUAGAAGUAGAACGUAAUUUUUAUUGUUCAUGUUGUCAAGUACGUACUAGCUAGUUUGGGGUGUGUGUGCACGCAUAAUAAUGUAAUUCGAUUCCAUCUUUACUACUCCAUAUAAUUUA
Pyrus x bretschneideri (Chinese white pear) is the source of this 1109-nucleotide messenger RNA. Its product is annotated as CASP-like protein 1E2. The transcript has 2 exons. NCBI's taxonomy places the organism in Eukaryota, Viridiplantae, Streptophyta, Magnoliopsida, Rosales, Rosaceae. The record is from RefSeq and is a predicted model, not a curated record. The coding region runs from base 364 to 951 and encodes 195 amino acids.